This is a messenger RNA of Spirodela intermedia, 374 nucleotides long. Lineage: Eukaryota; Viridiplantae; Streptophyta; Magnoliopsida; Alismatales; Araceae. The record is from the annotation of a GenBank genome assembly.
AUGACUUCAAAAUUUCAAGUUACUAGUGCAUUCCUUAUUGCCAAUUUGUUCAUAUGGACACUAGUUUCUAGCCAACCUACGGUGACUCCCCCACCACCUCCACCUCCCAUUCCCAUUUUGAGUUGUGUCUUUAACAUUUUAUCAUUGUUGUGUGCACUCCAAUACUCUUUCCAUUAAAAACUCUUAGGGUUGCACCAAAUAAUGGCCCUUGUUGUAAUUUAAUUAGGUCAACUUCGAAUACUGAUGCUGUCUCAUGCCUUUGCCUUGGGAUUCGAAUAAACCUAUUUGGUUUUAAUAUCACUGUUCCAAGAGACAUCAAGCUCUUACUCAAUGUAUGUAAUGUGACGGUGCCUAUUGUGAUUGGUUGUCCAUAG